AUGGGCAGGGAUGUCGUCUGGUAUCUCUUGCUUCUCUCCAUUCCCGUCCUCGUCUUGUUCCAUCUCUCCGUCGCCCCCUACACCAAGGUAGAGGAAUCCUUCCACAUCCAAGCUGUCCAUGACCUACUGCAUUCCGGAAUUCCCACUCGCAAUGUCGCCGACACCCUCCGCUCCGAAUAUGAUCACUUCUCCUUUCCAGGUGCCGUGCCGCGGACCUUUGUUGGCGCCGUCGCCCUGUCGGGGUUGUCGCGGCCGUGGAUCGCCUUGAAAGCCGGCAUCGAUCGACAAUGGCUGGCACGCGCCAUUCUGGGGAUCGCCAACUCGUUCGCCCUGAUGUCAUUCGCCUCCGGCGUGCGUCGCGCCUUCGGACAGACCACCGCCGUCUGGUAUCUACUCUUCCAGGCCAGCCAGUUCCAUGUGAUCUACUACGCCUCGCGCACCCUCUCCAACAUGUUCGCCUUUGGCAUCGCGACGGUAGCCCUGCGAUGCAUCCUCCCGGAGCCCGUGGCGCCCCGCGUCUACUGGCGACGGUGCCGUCUAGCCCUGUUCCUCCUCACCGUCGCGGGCAUCAUCUUCCGCUCGGAGCUGGCCCUCCUCCUAGCGACCACAACCAUCGCGCUCUUCUGCGCCGGUCGCAUCGACAUCGUCCGCGACAUCAUCCCCGCGGGGGUACUUGGCGUUCUCGUCGGUCUGGCCUGCACCGUCGGCGUGGACUCUUUCUUCUGGCAACGCGUCCCGCUCUGGCCUGAGCUAUCCGCCUUCCAAUUCAACGUAGUCUCCGGCCACGCCUCCGCGUGGGGCACCCAGCCCUGGCACUUCUACUUCACCAACGCCCUCCCGCGCCUCCUCCUCAACCCACUCACCUACCUCAUCGGCCUCCCCUACGCAUUCAAAAAGCCCGCCACUCGCAGCGCAGCCACCUACAUCCUCCUCCCACCCCUCGCCUUCAUCGCCCUCUACAGCACCCAACCCCACAAAGAAUGGCGCUUCAUCCUCUACGCCAUCCCCCCACUGACAGCGACCUCCGCCCUCGGCGCCUCCUACAUCUGGACCCGCCGGGCCAAGACCACCCUCAACAGACUCCUCUCCCUCACCCUCAUCGCCUCAACCCUCGCCUCCUUCCUCCUCUCCAACCUCAUACUCCUCCCCGCCUCCGCAGCAAACUACCCCGGCGCAGUCGCCCUGCGCACCCUCCACGCAAACGCCCACAACACCCAACCCGCCAUCUCAGUCCACCUCGGCAACCUCGCCUGCCAAACAGGCAUCACCCGCUUCCUGCAGAAGCCCCCCACGGAAACACGCCUCGUCAUGGCCGCCCCCGCCGGCGCAGGCCUCCCAACCCUCCGCCACGCCCGCUCCACCUGGUCCUACGAUAAGACGGAGGACCCAGCACGCACCGCGGACCCCGCCUUCUGGUCCCCCUUUGACUACAUCCUCGUUGAGCCGAACGAGCAGCACACGAACCCCGGGCUGGUUGCUUCGGGCCCCUGGGAACCGCUAGAGACGGUGGACGGGUUCGCGGGUGUAGCCAUCGUUAAACCCGGUGAGGAAGCAGCUGGUACGGUCGAAGAGCGCGUGUUGCGCGAGUUUCUGGGAGAGCGCGCUGUUGAUGUUUGGGAAGGGAUUCGGGAUUGGAUUAGACGGCGGGUGACGCGUGGUUGGUGGGUGGAGUUGAGAAUGCAGCCGAGGAUUAUGAUUUUGAAGAGGAGGGGUGGAGUAGUGGAGUAG
Molecule: messenger RNA, 1728 nt
Organism: Aspergillus candidus
Lineage: Eukaryota; Fungi; Ascomycota; Eurotiomycetes; Eurotiales; Aspergillaceae
Product: dolichyl-P-Man:Man(7)GlcNAc(2)-PP-dolichol alpha-1,6-mannosyltransferase
Exons: 3
Coding region: 1-1728 (575 amino acids)
Biological process (GO): protein N-linked glycosylation
Cellular component (GO): endoplasmic reticulum membrane
Molecular function (GO): alpha-1,6-mannosyltransferase activity
Source: RefSeq, a predicted model, not a curated record